UCUGAGGCCAAGCAUCGGAGGGAAUUGAAAGAUUAGUGAGUCUCUCUCUCUUUCUCUCCAUCUCUCUCUCGCACACUCUCUCUCUCCAUCUCUCCCUCUCUCUCUCUGCUGGAGGACAGACCGUAGCGGAAGCGUUGGAUCGGCUGGUUGUUGCGGUCUGCCCGGGUAUCCUCUCCUCUCCCUCGGUGCGCUCUGCUCCUGUGCGCUCCCGGACGCGGAGGAAUUGUGUGGAGCAUCAAGAUGGGGUCAUCUUCAUCAUCAACUUCAGCAGCAUCAGCACAACACUUUACUUUCUUCUCUGCUGCGCCGGAUCACGAGGAGAGCGCGCUAAAAUAAAACUCUGUGGCUUUUUCUCUCUCGACGAUUUCUAUUCCCGGAAACUUUUAAUUGUUUUACCCCCUGAAUUAUUUAUCUCAAAGCUUGCGGAAUGGAGAUCCCAACUUUCCUGCUGGCGACUAUUGCUGUGCUCUUCGUUGGAGGGGAUCUUUUCACCUGGGCCAUGCUGAGUGACAUUGGGGACUAUGUAGGUUCAGACAUUGAAAUAUCCUGGUUACCUAAUCUGGAUGAAUUAAUGAAGGGCUAUGCCAGAAAUUUUCGCCCUGGGAUAGGAGGUCCACCAGUCAACGUGGCCAUGGCCAUCGAAGUGGCCAGCAUCGACCACAUCUCCGAAGCCAACAUGGAUUACACCAUGACCGUGUACCUGCGGCAGAGCUGGAAAGACGACCGCCUGUCCUACAAUCACACCAACAAGACGCUGGGUUUGGACAGUCGAUUUGUGGACAAGCUGUGGCUACCCGACACCUUCAUCGUCAACGCCAAAUCUGCUUGGUUCCACGAUGUCACGGUGGAGAACAAGCUGAUCCGCCUGCAGCCAAAUGGAGUCAUUCUAUACAGCAGCCGAAUCACUUCAACGGUGGCCUGUGACAUGGACCUGACCAAGUAUCCUAUGGAUGAACAGGAGUGUAUGCUGGACCUGGAAAGCUAUGGCUACUCCUCAGAGGACAUUGUGUACCACUGGUCGGACAGUCAGAAGCACAUCCACGGCCUGGACAAACUAGAGCUCUCCCAGUUCACCAUCACAGACUAUCGGUUUGUCACUGAGAUGAUGAACUUCAAAUCUGCGGGACGAUUUCCAAGGCUCAGCCUUCGCUUCGAGCUGAGGCGUAACCGAGGCGUCUACAUCAUCCAGUCAUACAUGCCAUCCAUAUUGCUGGUCGCCAUGUCCUGGGUGUCCUUUUGGAUCAGCCAAACAGCAGUCCCUGCUCGUGUGUCCUUGGGGAUUACGACUGUUCUCACUAUGACCACCCUGAUGGUAAGCGCCCGCUCCUCCCUUCCUAGAGCGUCGGCCAUCAAGGCAUUGGACGUCUACUUCUGGAUCUGUUACGUGUUUGUGUUCGCGGCACUCAUCGAGUACGCCUUCGCUCACUACAACGCUGACUAUAGACUCAAAGAGAAGGCCAAGGUGAAGGCCAACAAGCUAAGCUCCGAGUCCAUUGUGAAGAAUGGCAAACAGGCCAUGGUUCUGUUUUCCCUGUCGGUCACCGGAAUGAACCAGGGCGUGAUGAUUUCCAACCGCCACGGGCGGCCCAAGCGCUCCAGCAGUGAAAUCCCCAGGGAGGGCGGCAGAGAGGAGUCCGAGCCCAGGAGGAGAAGAUCCCGGCAGACGGAGGAGAGCACGGAGGACAAGAAGUGCUGUUCCAAGUGCGUCUGCAAGCCCAUUGAUGCCGACACCAUCGACAUCUACGCCAGGGCCGUGUUCCCUUUCACUUUCGCCGUGGUGAACGUGAUCUACUGGGUGGCGUACACCAUGUGAAGAGAAGGCUGCUGGUCCGUGCCAAUGGCUGCCAUCCAGGGCUGUAUAUAAGAAACUGCUGGAGUCUCGUCACUUCAAUGCUGGCAGACUGGUGCAGCCCAAAUAUACUGCAGGCCCCAGCUAAAAUAGUACACGGUCUCUGAAUAUGGAAAUACGGUAAUUAAUGGAACUAGUUCAGAGUAUAAAAAGUGUUAGCAGGACUAUAUAUAUUUAAAUACAAACAGAAAUGUGCUGUAUAAAGGCAAAGGACUGUAUUGCUUGCACAGUUACAGUUUAGCCUAUUUCCACACGUCAUCCUGUUAUAAGAACGAAGCACAGGACUAAACAUCUACCUGCAGUACUGACCACAAGCUCACAUCUCGCCAACACCAAAUAGCUCAACAAACUCAAAGUAACAAUCUGGAGUGAACCGCCUGUUAUCUUGAGAAAAAAAGAAGCAAAAGCGCCGCCCAAACUAGAGAUGAGGUGUACUACUAUCCUGCAUGGCUGAUAACUCACUCACCCUCUUCCCGCGCCAUCGCCACCCCCUCUCUUCCUCUCUCUUCUUCGGUCCUCCACCCAUUUUGUUUUCAAUUCAUUUUUCGUACAGGACACCGUCUGCGGGGUCUUAUCUCCUUCUGCCAGUUCUGCCUGUUUCCUCGCCAUUAAAGUACUUCCUUCACUACA
This is a messenger RNA of Gymnodraco acuticeps, 2479 nucleotides long. It is a transcript of the gene gabrd, whose product is annotated as gamma-aminobutyric acid type A receptor subunit delta. Gene Ontology annotation, cellular component: membrane; synapse; GABA-A receptor complex. The record is from RefSeq and is a predicted model, not a curated record. Gene Ontology annotation, molecular function: neurotransmitter receptor activity; extracellular ligand-gated monoatomic ion channel activity; GABA-A receptor activity. The coding region runs from base 428 to 1813 and encodes 461 amino acids. Gene Ontology annotation, biological process: nervous system process; chemical synaptic transmission; monoatomic ion transmembrane transport. NCBI's taxonomy places the organism in Eukaryota, Metazoa, Chordata, Actinopteri, Perciformes, Bathydraconidae. The transcript has 9 exons.